CACAAAGUUUGGAACACGUUAUGGGCACUUGGAAUUAUUCGGACGGUUCCUUAGGAUAACCAGGGCAACCAAUCUGAAAUCACUGAUAGUGUAGGUUAUUUAGGUGGAAAACCUCAAAAGAGCUUUGAUUUCGCAAAAAUGAUAGUGUGAUGUUGAUGCUGAAUAUCUUUUGUGACGCACUUCAGUAAACAUAGCAACAUGUGUUUAAAACGAUUACUUUUGAAAGGCGGCUCGCAGUGGACAAAGAAAGACUCGGAAUUUAACCAGAUAUAUUAUCAAAUUCCCCUUUUGUCAGGCACAGGAAGUGAAUCUGCAUCGUUUCCGCUGAGUUGUUCAUACCUGGUGAGUAAAAAAAAGGAAACAGCUGCCUUGAAAAGUAGAAGCAUUCUUAAAACGAUUGAGAAGAGUCGACUCAAAAAGGAAAUUGCCAAAAUGAACAGAAUGCACAACAAGGGCUCAAUGAACUGUACGAAGCGCUGCAGUUAGUAAAUCGAGGGCUUUGUUACAAUCCAAGGCGUUGUUUUUGUAUGGCGGGCCUGUCAGAUUUGGUGGUCAGGUUUUCAGGAUCUGCCGGCAGAUCUUACGGGCUGUUUUCCAAAGGGCUCUCAAGAACUUUGCUGAUUUUUUUCGACCUGGCCUGGAGGCUAAGAAUCAAAUUUCCUUAUCUCUACCUCGUUGCUUCCAUGAUCUUGAAUGUGCGACUACAGUUCCGCUAUUGGCUAUUAAUUUACCUCGUGAAAUUGAAUCAGAAUGAGAAUGCCAAAGGACCUUGGGCACACCUCUAUUCUCACACAACCCACAGCACAGAGGAGUGAGGUGAAACGUGAUCCCAGUACAAGCUCUGGAAGCGUCCUGAGUGCCUUAGGUCAGAGAACAGACUUCAUGAAGGCCAUCCCUCUGCAGGGCUAUAAAACUCAAAGUCAAGUCACCCCAGGAUUACAUGCGGGAAUCCAUCUCUUUUCCAUGGAGAAGGGAUCGAAGGUGCCAACUUUUUGCAAUGCUGCUUUGCACAGUCUCCAUAGCAAGCUUUCUGAUGUGGGACCAGGGGGCUCAAGAGAAUGCACAGAAGACAUUCUGUCAUGAUUUCAGAAUGGAAACUUGGAGGAAGUCUUCAAAUAUAUUGACACUGCGGUUCUGUCUGACCUACUACAAAGAGCGAUGAAAUGAAAGAGUGCAGUGUCAUGCUGAAGAAAACUUUGUGGCAUUUGCACAUGUAUGUUUGUUUGAGUUCUCGCACCUCCAUAAAAUAAAUCUGUGUUUCGAAAGUGGAAUAAUCAGAGAGGAGAUGUGUUUUUCCUAUCCGAGGGGGCUGGAUUGCAUUAAGGCAGUCUGUCGUGUCCUGAAUGCAGCGUUCCCAGAAUACUCCAAUCACCUACAGCCGUGCUCUAGCGAGUUCCUUUUACUGUUUUUGAAUGCCUUCAGAAAGAAGCACUAAUGCAGGAACAUGCUUUCUGGUUUUAGAAGUUCAGUGUGCAAUGCGGAGAGGUUGUUGUUACUUGCCAUAAGAGCAUUUGCACUAGUUAACCUCUGCCUACCUACUCCCAUGAUUCCAAUUUAAUCAAGUGUUUUUGAUAUUGUUUUUAGAUUUUCAAACUUUAAAACAGGAACUUGUGUGUUGCAUUUUUUGUCCCUCACAAA
Molecule: messenger RNA, 1638 nt
Organism: Polyodon spathula (Mississippi paddlefish)
Lineage: Eukaryota; Metazoa; Chordata; Actinopteri; Acipenseriformes; Polyodontidae
Product: small integral membrane protein 10-like protein 2A
Exons: 2
Coding region: 528-815 (95 amino acids)
Source: RefSeq, a predicted model, not a curated record